Messenger RNA from Ricinus communis (castor bean), 1839 nucleotides. Its product is annotated as squamosa promoter-binding-like protein 7. NCBI's taxonomy places the organism in Eukaryota, Viridiplantae, Streptophyta, Magnoliopsida, Malpighiales, Euphorbiaceae. The record is from RefSeq and is a predicted model, not a curated record. Gene Ontology annotation, molecular function: DNA binding. The transcript has 3 exons. The coding region runs from base 511 to 1707 and encodes 398 amino acids. Gene Ontology annotation, cellular component: nucleus.
UCUAUUACAAGUUCUUUUAGGUGGCCAAGCUAACAGACUCAGAAACGAUACUUCGUAAUCAAAAAUAUCACUUCAAUCCACCUGGACUGGCCCCCCCUCUCACGUGCACAUCCUUAUCCACACGUGCCAUCUUUCUCUAUCUAUCUCUCUUUUAUCCUACCCCCUCGUUUCGCUUGCUCUCUCUCUCUCUUUCUCUCUUUUAUUAAAAAUUGCAGCUUUUAACUCGAGCUCCCAUGCCACAUUUGGGUGCAAGAACUGAGGAGCAGACGCUUUCAUUCAUUGGCCUCUCUCUCUCUUUCGCUUUCUUUCUUUUAUCAACGUUUCUUUUCCUCUUUUAUAACAAGAAACUAGCAAAUCACAACUGAUCCGCAUAAUUUUUACUUCUUGUCAAUGUAAUACGGAGCCACAGAGAGAGAGAGAGAGAGAGAGAGAGAGAGUGAGAGAACAGACGAAGAAUAUUAUAUACUGCUAAGCAGAAAGAGAAAGAGAUUUUAGAGCAAAAACAAAGAGAUGGAAAAUGGCGGCAACGUGUACAAUAAUGGCCACAUCAACCGUAACAAAGGCCAAACCAGCAGUAAUACUAUUCUUGGUUGGGAUAUGUUUGAGCCUAAUACUUCAAGAUUUGACUGGGCCAGUACUAGUAACGCCACCACGUUGUUUACCACUGCUACCGCGGUCUCCACCUCUGCAACCGGGGAAAGCACCAGCUCCACCACCAACUCACUCAUUUUUCCCCAUCAAAGUCUUUAUUACCAACACCAUGAUCACCACUAUCAGCAGCUCUCUCUCUACGCUGGAGAAGGGUUGUCCCACUUGCACCCGGAUCCACAUCUAAUGUGCUUGAAGCUUGGCAAGAGACACUAUUUCGAGGAUACUAAUACAAUCCCUGCGAGUGACCGAGAGAUAACUAGUUUCUCUAUAGGAAAAAGAGGGAAACCAUAUUACAGUGUCGUGGGUAGUCAAGUAGGACCAUCAUCAUCUGCGGCGGCGGCUGCGGUACCCGUACCAAGGUGUCAAGUGGAGGGUUGUCAUGUGGCAUUGGUCAAAGCUAAGGAUUAUCACAGAAGACAUAAAGUCUGUGAAAUGCAUUCAAAGGCUUCUAACGUAAUCGUUCUAGGGUUGGAACAGCGAUUUUGUCAGCAGUGUAGCAGGUUUCACGUAGUGUCAGAAUUUGAUGACGCCAAGCGGAGCUGUAGAAGGAGAUUAGCUGGUCACAACGAGCGAAGAAGAAAGAGCGCUCAUGAUUCUGUUUCCAGGAACUCUUGUCAAGACAAGUAUAUGAGUGCAAGAUUUCCAUACUUAGCGUCACCGACAGGCCGUGCUCUCUCUCUUCUGUCAUCAAAGGCCGAUUCUUGGAUUUCUUCAUCUGAUCUCUCUUCAAGAUCCAGCGCAGCAUUACGCGAAUUGAUUGCAGAGAACCGCGCUGCAAUCUUGACGAGACAGCUCGUUCUUGAACGACACUUGCACCAUAAUAAUGGGAUAGAAGACUUGGGUUCUGAUCACUCCCAACCUAGCACCAAUAAUUCAUUCACCAUCCCCCACCAUAAUUGGGACAGAUUCCACGUCCCGGAUACACAAGUCACGCUUGACUUAAUGCAGACUCCGAAUUCGGCAUUCGGGUUCUUGUCUGCUAGAGAAAAAAAUAAGGAUGAUGAACAAGAAUGUUCUGAGUUGUGGAACAAUUGGGCGGGAGCCCAUGAUAUUUAAAGUUCUUAACACUAAAUUCUUUUGUGGAACAUUUCUUGUGGUCAAUUAAAUUUUCAAGAACAACUAGUUGUUUGUUUCUCUGGAUAUUUAAUUUAAUUCAAUUUAUGUAGAAUCGUGCAAGUAAUAACAUGA